CUUAGCAGCAGCUAUCAUGCAGCGAUCACAUCUGGAAGCCGCACUCUUACUUGGGAUUGUUAUUCCUCAGAUAUUCAGCAUCAGCAUGUCAGCUCUGCCUUCUGACUGUUGGACUUCUCUGGAUACCUGCAUGUCAAAUUUAUGCAAGAGUGAACUGGCAUUUAACGGCGGCAUCUGCAGGGGUGAAGGGUGCCAAAUAAAAGGCUCAGAGGUCUGUAACAUGACCAUCCAGACCGCACUGGACCAAUUUCCCUCUCUGCAAGGGUGUGUGUGUGCCUGGGAGGAGGAGCUGUGCGACUCCAUGCAAGCGCUGGCUGCACAAUGCCACAGAAAGCCAGCAGCUCAGCAGAAGAGGAACGCAGCGACGGACUGGCAGUCAAGCAGUUUGAUUGGCUACGUAUACGAUGGGGCUGGAUCCUGCUUGGACCAAAUGACAGUGUGUGUCAGUGAUGCAGUUUGCAACAGGUACCUCGCACCUGUUCUUCAGGCCUGCAUGGCAGAGCAGUGCGACCAUGAUCGCUGUCAGCGACAAACCCAGCGGUUCUAUGGCAGCAUGCCGCACAACGUCGCGGAGAUGCUGGUCAUGUGUGAGUGUGAUGCUUCGGAUCAGAGCUGCCUGCACAUGAAAACUGCUCUGCACAGCGGCACAUGUGGAGACGAGACCCGGAUCUGCCAGGACACAGUUAACCAGUGUGCUGAGGACAGUCACUGCAGAGACCUGUUGAAAACUUUCCGGACCAAAUGCUGGAGCUCCGAGGACGCACAAUGCAGUGAUAUUGACCUCCAGAAAGAUGAAUGUUUCACCCAGAUGGAUCCAGCUCUCAUCCUUGGUGCAGAGUCUGAAUGUAAAACAGCCUUUUUGGCCACUUUGGGCACAGCACUUCACUAUCCUUGCACAUGCAAAGGAGUGCACAAUGAUGAUCUACUGAAGUGCAACAUCAUUCAUGACGUACUCCAUAAUAGAUCACACUUCGUGACUUCUUGGAAAAGCAGCAGUGGUCCCUCCAAACCUCCUGACAUCAACCAGUCUGAGCACGGUCACGCAUGGUUACAUGAUUAUCUACUGUAUGCUUUCACUACUGUGCUACUUGCUGGAGUUGUUAUAUUAAUGCCUCUGGCUGUUGUCAGUAGAAUAUGGAUGUUGAGAAGAAGAGAUAAAACAAAAUUUCACCAUCCACAGAAAAGCAAUUGUGUUGUUAUUCUCUGAUCUUCAUUCAUCCAUUAAAUGUCUGUAAUCCAGAUUGAUUUAAAAAGAUUUCAGAUUAUUAUAUUUAUGAGAUGUCUUAGAGUUUACUGUGUAAAUAUCAGGGUUUUUUUCACAAUAUUGAUACGAAUUUACAGUAUAUUAAAGAUACAGCAUUGUGAGAUAUACAGCAGAUAUAUUCCAUGCAUGUCUUUUGUAGUCUUGGUAACAGAUGAUGAUGUUGCUAUAAGAGUACACAGAGAUUGGUUGAUUGGUUGGUGUAACCAAUAUUUUUACAGUUAUAAAU
Messenger RNA from Chelmon rostratus (copperband butterflyfish), 1490 nucleotides. It is a transcript of the gene gfral, whose product is annotated as GDNF family receptor alpha like. Bases 17 to 1207 code for a protein of 396 amino acids. The transcript is spliced from 9 exons. Gene Ontology annotation, biological process: nervous system development. Gene Ontology annotation, cellular component: external side of plasma membrane; signaling receptor complex. The record is from RefSeq and is a predicted model, not a curated record. NCBI's taxonomy places the organism in Eukaryota, Metazoa, Chordata, Actinopteri, Chaetodontiformes, Chaetodontidae. Gene Ontology annotation, molecular function: signaling receptor activity.